GUGAGAGAGAGAGAGAGAGAGACCACGCGAGAGAGAGAAGAAAAGUUUAGUCUUUUGUCUUCUUCUUCAUCAUCAUCUCCAUUAUCUUCGCUCUUAGUGAAUCUAGGAUUUUGUUUUCUCUCACAACCCUAGAUUGAUUGAUUUCUUCGAUCGUGUUGAUCACCCUUUAAUUACCUCUCUCUUCAUCCCCCUUAGCUCAUCAUCAUCCGACAAUUUGAAUGGAGGGAGUUGAAGAUACGACGUCGUCUGAGGGGCAUAUGAUAUCGGCAGCAGCUUUUGUGCAAGGGGGAAUCCAAGAUGCUUGUGAUGAUGCUUGUAGCAUUUGCCUUGAAUCGUUCUGCGAAUCCGAGCCAUCAACUUUGACUAGUUGCAAGCAUGAGUAUCAUCUCCAAUGCAUUCUUGAGUGGUGUCAAAGGAGUUCACAGUGCCCCAUGUGUUGGCAAUCAAUUAGUCUCAAAGACCCCACUAGUCAGGAGUUGCUUGAGGCUGUUGUACAGGAGAGGAACUUCCGCAUCAAUCCACCUAGAAAUGCCACCAUUUUUCGUCAUCCAACUCUCGGUGAUUUUGAGUUACAACAUCUCCCAGUGGGGGUGGAUAACGCAGAGAUUGAAGAAAGAAUCAUUCAGCAUUUGGCUGCUGCUAUGGGACGAGUAAGACAUGGUGCAAUAAGAGAAGGCCACAGAAGCAGGUCAUCAACUCAAGGUGGUCAUCCACAGUAUAUGGUGUACUCUCAGCAUCCUCCUCCUCCUCCUCCACCACCAAUGCCUUCCUCUCCAUCUCAGAGAGAUGAGAGUGACAUAGCCGCUAACCUUCCUCACAAUGCUACUUUUGGGGAAGGUUCUCUUCAGCCAAAUAUGCAGCCACCAGCUUCUUCUCAUCCCCGCCAGGUUUCUCCUUCAAACGACAGGUAUCUUAAUCAAUCUUCCCCAAGUGAUCAAGAUAGAGCUGGACCAUCCGAACUCCAAUCAUUUUCAGAGUCUUUAAAGUCUAGACUAAGCGCUGUCUCAACUAGAUACAAAGAGUCUAUAUCAAAGAACACAAGGAACUGGAAAGACAGAUUCUUCUCACGCAACACGUCCAUGGCAGAACUUGGCUCUGAGGUUAAAAGAGAAGUCAGUGCUGGAAUCGCCACUGUGUCCCGCAUGAUGGAACGUCUAGAAACGAGAGAAAACACUAGUAGUAGUAGUAGUAGUAGUAGACCUGGAACUGCAUCUGUAUCAUCAAAUGGCUCAGAAAAUCAAAACACUCCUGCUGAAGCAAACAAUGAGCAUAAUAGAAGAUCUGAAGUGGGUGAUGAACAUUCUUUGAAUGAAAGAGGCGUUAAAGGAACAUGUGCGACUGGUUCUGGUUCUAGCUAAUAAAACAAGUGACAGCAUCUUGUUGGCAAAGAGGCAUGAAGAUGUUUCUCAUUGUGGAAGUCUGCUAUAUAUUACCGAGUCAGAAGAUAAAAGUGUGGGAGCAUAGGAAGAGUUUCUGAUUCUUAAAAGAAAAACAAUAAUAAGAAAGGUUAUAUGACCAAAAGGAGGCUUUGCUUCAGAAAUGAAACGCCUUCUGAUGUGUUGUGUUAUGUCAAAACAAAACUAAAAAGAAAAAGAGUAAAAGACUGUUGUUGUCUGUUGUAAAUUGCCAUUUGUCGUUCACAUUAUCGAUCAGUUCUGCUUAAUUACUAUUGUAUUUAUGUAUGAUUGUUACUUA
Raphanus sativus (radish) is the source of this 1695-nucleotide messenger RNA. Its product is annotated as E3 ubiquitin-protein ligase RHF2A-like. The coding region runs from base 219 to 1358 and encodes 379 amino acids. Lineage: Eukaryota; Viridiplantae; Streptophyta; Magnoliopsida; Brassicales; Brassicaceae. The transcript has 9 exons. The record is from RefSeq and is a predicted model, not a curated record. Gene Ontology annotation, molecular function: ubiquitin-protein transferase activity.